Rhopilema esculentum is the source of this 2795-nucleotide messenger RNA. The record is from RefSeq and is a predicted model, not a curated record. NCBI's taxonomy places the organism in Eukaryota, Metazoa, Cnidaria, Scyphozoa, Rhizostomeae, Rhizostomatidae.
GAAGGAUCAGUGCAAAAUGGAGGUAAGCAUGGUUUACAAAUACAGUUUCUUAUAAGAAAAUGAUACCAAAAACUUUCAUUAAUACUUCAUGUUCCUAUAGAGCUUAAUGUUUUACUUUUGCUGUAUCGAUAAACGAUUUCCAAGGAAUCUUUUAGACGACAAAUAAUUUUGGAUAUAUUUUCUGAUCCUAGAUAAAUGAUCUUAAAAUGCAAAUGAGUGGCUUGACGGAAGUACUAAACUAUCAACAAGACAUGGCGGAUGAGUUGGUACAACGCGAGCCAGAGAAAGUCAAGAAAUUGAAACGUCAGAAAAAGGAGUUGACUGACAAGUGUCAAGAGAAGGAGAAGCAGUUAGAAGGAAUGAAGAAAAGUUUACAAGAAAUGAAAGUUGCCUUUGGAAGCAAGAAAACCGAAAACAAAGAAAUCAAAGAGGCAAUGCUGGAAUUGAAAGGCGAAAACAUCAAACUUCUCAGUGAAAAUUCUCUACUUGAAGGUCGUCUUGAAGAGAAAGAAAAUAACCUUUUCAAAAAAGAAGACAAAAUUUCGGAUCUCAAACAUCAGAUGGAAGAGCUUAAAAACAAAAUGCAAAAUGACCAGACAUGCAUUGCUCGACAAGCAUCGAUCAUUUCUAACCAGGAGGCAACGAUCGAGCAGAUGGAGAUUGAUGCAGUCAAAAAGGAUUUGAGAAUAUGGGAGUUCAAGCAUGAAAUGAAGGAAGCCAACACCAAAGUGAUAAAAGAAGUGGCUGAAAUUACUGUAAAGAACGUCAUCAGAAAAGAAGGGGACGAAGCUCGAAGUUUGAAUCUGGAAAACACAAAUGUCAAACUCAGGUCAGAAAUUGAAUCUUUGAUGCAGAAGACAAAAAGGCUGGAGAAAUUAGUUACCGAGCUGCAGGACAAUGUACAAAACAUGGCAGCCACAGCUGAAUCAAACAUUAGAGAAAUGGCCGACGAAAUUCAAGAAGCCACUAAGAGGGCGGAAACUUCAGAAAGGAGGGCAAACGAGCUUGAAUCAUGUCUCAACGAGACUACUGAAUCAUUGGCAAAUGCUACGGAGCAAAUCGAAAUCACAAUACAAGAAAAAGAUGCCCUUCUUGUCAGCCUGAAGGAGAAGGACCAGGCUUUGAAGUGGCAGCUCCGUGAAAACAAGCAAAUGAGGUAUGAGAUUGACAUUCAAGACAUGAGGAUCGAAAACAUGGCAGCGAGGCUUAAAAACAUUGCACAGAUUUGCUUUGAUACCCCAGAGCUUAAUGGGGACAGUGACGAGAGGUUGGAUCAAAUGAUCGAAAGAAUACAAGGGAUGCAGGAAACAUUGGCAAAAGUGGAAGUGAAAAAGAAGCCUUUUGUGAAAAGACUUUUUAAAAGAUUUCGUUGUGCAAACAGACUUUAUGAAGAGAAAACGGCCGGUGGUGACUCGACUUUGGUGAAGGAGCUAAUAAGCGAACUGGAGACGUCGAGGAAAGAAGCGAGCAAGCUAAAAGAACUGAACGGAGUUUUGGUGAAAAAAUCCAAGGACCGAGAGAGAGCAUUCAAGUUAGAGAAGGAUCAGUGCAAAAUGGAGAUAAAUGAUCUUAAAAUGCAAAUGAGUGGCUUGACGGAAGUACUAAACUAUCAACAAGACAUGGCGGAUGAGUUGGUACAACGCGAGCCAGAGAAAGUCAAGAAAUUGAAACGUCAGAAGAAGGAGUUGACUGACAAUUGUCAAGAGAAGGAGAAGCAGUUAGAAGGAAUGAAGAAAAGUUUACAAGAAAUGAAAGUUGCCUUUGAAAGCAAGAAAACCGAAAACAAAGAAAUCAAAGAGGCAAUGCUGGAAUUGAAAGGCGAAAACAUCAAACUCCUCAGUGGGAAUUCUUUACUUGAAGGUCGUCUUGAAGAGAUAGAAAAUAACCUUUUCAAAAAAGAAGACGAAAUUUCGGAUCUCAAACAUCAGAUAGAAGAGCUUAAAAACAAAAUGCAAAAAGACCAGACAUGCAUUGCUCGACAAGCAUCAAUCAUUAAUAACCAGGAGGCAACGAUCGAGCAGAUGGAGGUUGAUGCAGUCAAAAAGGGUCUGAGAAAAUGGGAGCUAAAGCAAGAAAUGAAGGAAGCCAACACCAAAGUGGUAAAAGAAGUGGCUGAAAUUACUGUAAAGAACGUCGUCAGGGAAGCAGGAGACAAGGCUCGAAUUUUGAAUCUGGAAAACAAAAAUAUCUCACUCAGGUCAGAAAUUGAAUCUUUGAUGCAGAAAACAGAAAGGCUGGAGAAAUUAAUUACCGAGCUGCAGAACAAUGCACAAAACAUGGCAGCCACAGCUGAAUCAAAGAUUAGAGAAAUGGCUGACAAAAUUCAAGAAGCCACUAAGAGUGCGGAAACUUCAGAAAAGAGAGCAAACGAGCUUGAAUCAUGUCUCAACGAGACUACUGAAUCAUUUACAAAUGCUACGGAGCAAAUCGAAAUCACAAUACAAGAAAAAGAUGCCCUUCUUGUCAGCCUGAAGGAGAAGGACCGGGCUUUGAAGUGGCAGCUCCGUGAAAACAAGCAAAUGAGGUAUGAGAUUGACAUUCAAGACAUGUGGAUCGAAAACAUGGCAGCGAGGCUUAAAAACAUUGCACAGAUUUGCUUUGAUACACCAGAGCUUAAUGGGGACAGUGAGGAGAGGUUGGAUCAAAUGAUCGAAAGAAUACAAGGGAUGCAGGAAACAUUGGCAAAAGUGGAAGUGAAAAAGAAGCCUUUUGUGAAAAGACUUUUUAAAAGAUUUCGUAGUGCAAACAGACUUUAACAAAUAUAAGACAACGUUAACAUCCAUAUAGUAUUUAAA